Molecule: messenger RNA, 1640 nt
Organism: Polychytrium aggregatum
Lineage: Eukaryota; Fungi; Chytridiomycota; Chytridiomycetes; Polychytriales
Exons: 1
Coding region: 416-1408 (330 amino acids)
Source: RefSeq, a predicted model, not a curated record
GGCGUGUCAGAAAAAACGCAGUAAGGGUUUCAUCCUCGGCAUAUGCAAUAGCACCCGAUGGACUCGCAGCGUAGCAUCGCCCUGCAAACCCUCCAGGCAAAGACGCCCGACCACGCCGAGGUCUUGGAAGAGAGCAUCUAUCGCUAUGCCACCACAACUUACAAGGGCGUGUGCAGCUGGAUCAACCCGCAGUUCCGAGACGCAUACAAGUCCCGCGCCAUCAUGAUGCUAUCGAACGUGGAGGCCAUCAUCGGCAUGUUCAACUCGGGUGCCAUUCAAGACCCUGCCAACUGGACGACCUGACACACCAGAGCCUUCGUCCGGACGCUUGGCUGGUGCAAGACCAGGGGGCCACUGGCACGACAGCGGCAGCAGCGACAAACGGCAAGUCCGGAGGAGCCGACGGCCAGAUGAAAUGCACCGACUGUGCUCGCAUGGGCAGAGACUCAUACAACACCGAGUUCGUCCUGGCCCAGCAUCGCUCUUCGGACGAGGCCAGCACCAUUUACGCCCACUGCUCCGCCCACAUCGCAUUCCAUCGCAUUCCAUCGCACACCAUCAUACCAAACGCAAGUCACCACCUGUAUCAUUCUCCCAGAUUGCCAAGAAGAGCACACUUGGCAAUGCCCAAGAGAAUACCACAUCCAUGCAUUCCAGACCACCCGGCACAGCCACAGAGGAGCUUCAUCGUGGCCUUGGUCAAUGCCGCGAAUACUGGAUGCGUCUCUUCCAUGGCAAAACUGGCGUACCACUACGCAAAGGGAGAUGGCGUCGAGAAGAACGACGGCAUCGCAUCCAAGUGGUUCAUGAAGGCUUGCGAGCAUGGUCAUCUACCCUCGCAGUACACACUGGGAGUUCGCUUCCAGAAUGGCAUUGGUCUCCCAAUCGACCAUGUGAAAGUCGCCAGGCUACUGAAGCAGCCCAAUGGAUCAAUCAUCCCGAUCGGGCCCCAUCUCACCAACAGCAUCCUCGACCAGCAAGAUCCUGUUUUGGCUGCCAAGGUGUAUUCCAUCCUGGCCGCGAGGAACAACGCCGAGUCACAGGUUCGUCUUGGUCGAUGCUACCGAGAUGGCAUCGGAGUCCCCAAGAAUCACCAAGAAGCAUUCUUCAACUUCCGAAAGGCGGCCGAAGUGAAGAACCUCACUGGCUGCUUCGAGUUUGGAAUGCGGCUACCUCAAUGGCAUUUAUGUCGACAAGGACUCGACCAGGUGCCUCAAACGGCUUGUCCUCGCAGCCGAUGGUGGUCUGGCCUGUGCUCGGAAUGGCAUUGGCACCCUCUACUAUGACAGUAUCGGCAUCGUCAGAGACAGCCACAUUGCAGUAUCAUGGUUCAAGAAAGCCGUCGAUCAAGGACAUUCGAGCGCACAGUACAACCUCACCUGUGCGUACUUUGAGGAUGAUGGUGUAGAGAAGGACAACGACAAGGCAUUCGAGUUCUUCUCCAAGGCAGCUGAUCAGUCAUUUGCUGAGGGCAUCUCGGGACUCGCAACAUGCUACCAGUCUGGCCGUGGUACAGUUGCUCCAUUAUCAUGUCGUUCGAAUUGCACACUCAAGCAGCCGCACUUGGGUCAGAGUUCUCGUUUGAGGUGAUCCGCUUCAAGUACCUCAAUGACUUGGAUGACAACCAGGUCAACGCCGUC